AUGGCCGGACCAACGGCGCUGCCCUUGCCGGGACCUGGCUUCGAGGCGCGCAAGAGCAAAAUCUUGGAGCAGCUGGCGGUGCCGGACGCCGAGUACUCGGACGCAUCCCCCAAGGGCACCGUCGACGUGGGCAUCCGUCCGCUGCUGGCCAAGGUCAACGCGACGACAGGCUUCGUGACAACGAGCAGCUGCGCGGGGCGCGUGAGCGUCUUUGUGGAGGGGCGCAAGACGGCGACCGCGCAACAGCAGGCGGAAAGCGGCGCUGAUGACGAUGAUGCGGGGGCCGAGGAUAAUGUCGAUGGGCCGCUGGGGAUGGUGCAGCCGGCGAGCACGCAGACGGUAGCAGGCCUGGGGGGCAAGGGCGGUGGUGGAACGUGGUUGUACGUCUCGCAUGAUCCGCAUCCGCUGGUCGGACAGGGCGUCGUGGUGGACUGGGUAAAGGAGCUGGGCAUUUCGGCGGGGCAGGGUGAUUAUGCGUCGUUGUUGGAUACUACGGGUGGCUCUGGUGAUGGCAGUGGUAGUGAUUCUGAGCGCAGACUUAUUCACUUCAAGUUUGAACCCAUGAUUCUACAUGUCCUCACAGCCUCUCACGCCCAUGCGCAGCUCCUCCUCCGCUGCGCCCUCCACGCCGGCUUUCGCGAGUCCGGCGCCGUCAGCCUCCUCUCCUCCAGCACCGAGCCCGCCAUGCCCAUAGUCGCCGUCCGAUCCAUGGGCCUGAGCUUCGAGUCGCUGCUCGGCUACGCCGAAGAAGACGGCCGGCGGCGGCGGCUCACUGUGUCGCCGGGCUACCUCGACAUGCUGAUGGCCAUUGGCCACGAGCGCUUCGCCGAGAACGCGAAGCGCAUACGGCGGUUCGAGGCGGCGUUUGAAGAGGCCACGCGGGCGCCGGGGCCGAGAAGGAACGCGGACGGGGAGGAGUGGGAGGAUGCGGCAGCGCGGCGCGAGAGGAUGCGCGCAGAAGGGCUGCGGCGAAAGGCGGCGAGGCAGGCGGAGGGCAAGGCGGAAGAGAGGCAGGCGGAUAUAAAUCUGACCGACACAAUGAUGGAAUGA
Molecule: messenger RNA, 1050 nt
Organism: Akanthomyces muscarius
Lineage: Eukaryota; Fungi; Ascomycota; Sordariomycetes; Hypocreales; Cordycipitaceae
Exons: 2
Coding region: 1-1050 (349 amino acids)
Biological process (GO): tRNA methylation
Cellular component (GO): cytoplasm
Molecular function (GO): tRNA methyltransferase activity
Source: RefSeq, a predicted model, not a curated record